AUGGACACAUGGCCGUCAAAGAAGCACACGUACUCAUCGACCUCGUCAGACUCGGACCUCUCCACCUCGUCCGGCUCGUACACCUCGUCAGCCGGCUCCGGGCGCUUCAGCAUGGACAGCACGGCACACCCCAUCGUUUACGUCGAGGUCAUCCGCUGCAUGCGCUGCGCAAAGUCGGCCGAGAUGACCUCGACCGACGAUGCCAGCAGCAGCGGCAUGGUCCAGAUCGGCACAAACAUCUACUACUGCAGCCGCUGCGCCAAGAUGGUUGGCUACAAAUGA
Molecule: messenger RNA, 282 nt
Organism: Gaeumannomyces tritici R3-111a-1
Lineage: Eukaryota; Fungi; Ascomycota; Sordariomycetes; Magnaporthales; Magnaporthaceae
Exons: 2
Coding region: 1-282 (93 amino acids)
Source: RefSeq, a predicted model, not a curated record